CCUAUGUUUUCCAUCUCAAUGAUACUGACCAAACAAAGUUACGCAUUAUUGAUACACCUGGUUUUGGUGAUACGCGAGGCAUUGAACAAGAUCAUAAGAAUAUGCAACAUAUUUUAGAAUAUAUUAAUAAUCUUACUCAUCUAAAUGCUAUCUGUUUUCUUCUGAAACCGAAUGCAUCAAGGUUAAAUAUCUUCUUUCAAUCAUGUCUUACUCAAUUAUUCUCUCUGUUUGGUACAAAUGCGCUCAACAACAUUAUCUUCUGUUUCACCAGUGCUCGGUCGACAUUUUACACUCCUGGCGAUACAGCACCGUUACUGAAAAAAAUGCUUACCUCUCUAUCGAUCGGCAAUGUUCCCUUCUCAAAGAAGAAUGUCUUCUGUUUCGAUAGUGAAUCAUUUCGUUAUUUGGUUGCUCGACAAAAUAAUAUUCGAUUCGAUAGUAACGAAAAGCAAGAAUAUGAAAUGAGUUGGAAAACGUCAGUAUCGGAAUCGAAACGUCUUAUUGAUUAUAUGCAUAAAGAUGUUACAGUUUAUCGUAUUGAUAAUAGCCUACAAUCGAUGAAACACGCUCAAUUUACAAUUCUUGGUAUGGUUCGUCCAAUAUUAGAAACGAUGCGUAAUAUUCUUCGGAAUCUUCUUCUAAAAAAGUUCUAUCCAUCGGAAGCAUCAAUUGAAUUACAUCCUAAGGUUCUUGAUCAUCCCAUUACAGUUUGUUUACUAUGUAAGGGUGACGUUAAGAAAAUUGGUAAUUUUUUAUUUGCAAUUGAUAUUUCUCAUAAAAUGAAAAAGAAAUGUCGUACUUGUUCAUGCUCGUUAAAUAGACACAUUACCCUUGAAUACUUACUUGAGUAUACGUUUGUUAGAAGUGCUCCGACACAUAAUGAAAGAGAGAUCUUAGCUCAAUUGCUUCGUGCAAGUGCUGAAUUUUCUUAUUUUUUAAUUCAUAUUGCUCGUGCAUCAGAAGAUGAUUUAUUUCUGUCUGGUCUCUUACAAAUGAUUAAACAUGAAGCUAAUCUGGCUAACAAUCAAAAUAUGAAUGAUAUGAAUUCGGAGUUAGUCGCAGCAUUGAAUGAGCUUCAAGUUGGAUAUGUAAACCGAAUGAAUGAAAUCAAAUCAAACAAAGAAUUGAAUAAUUUAUCAUUUAUUUAUAAACGAAUUAAUGAUAUUAGUGAAUAUCCGAUUAUACGUGAGCAGUUGGCGGCUAUUAAAGCAGGAAGGAUGAGAAUUAUGAUGAAAAAUGAAUAUGAAGUACCAAAAAGAAACUAA
Molecule: messenger RNA, 1265 nt
Organism: Rotaria socialis
Lineage: Eukaryota; Metazoa; Rotifera; Eurotatoria; Philodinida; Philodinidae
Source: the annotation of a GenBank genome assembly